UUUGCUUGGCCUAGGAGGACAGACUUCAGAGCAGAGGGUGGAAAUUGCAGUAAGGCAGAUUUAAUAAUGAUGUUAGGAAGGGAAUUCAAAUUAUCCCAAAGUGGAAUGUCCUGUUUUAAGGCUAAGGAAACUCUUCCUACAGGAUGAAAUAGGGAGAAGAAUAUAGUUUUCCUUGAAUGGAGAGCAGUGUAUCAUUGGUUUCCAACAUGCAAGAGACUUCCCAUUUGUCAUUGGAGAAAUGUAACAGUCCAGCCAAUGGUAAUAAUGAAUAUGAUUCAGAUGAAGGUUCAAGCAUGGAAGAUCCCGACUUUAAUUGGGGUGAAUAUUUGGAAGAAACAGGUGCAAUUGCUGCCCCUCAUACGUCAUUCAAACAUGUGGAAAUCAGCCUUCAGAGCAGCUUUCAGCCUGGGAUGAAAUUAGAAGUGGCUAACAAGAACAAUCCAGACACAUAUUGGGUGGCUACCAUCAUAACCACAUGCGGACAGCUCCUGCUGCUACGUUACUGUGGCUACGGAGAGGAUCGAAAGGCUGAUUUCUGGUGCGAUGUGAUGACGGCUGAUCUUCAUCCCGUGGGAUGGUGUACUCAAAACAACAAGGUGUUGAUGCCACCAGAUGCCAUCAAAGAGAAGUACACAGACUGGACGGAUUUUCUUAUACAUGAUUUGACUGGCUCUCGAACAGCACCCGCCAAUUUACUGGAAGGUCCUCUGCGAGGGAAAAACCCUGUAGACCUCAUUACAGUUGAUUCCUUAAUAGAACUUCAGGAUUCUCAGAACCCCUUUCAGUACUGGAUAGUUAGUGUGAUUGAAAAUGUUGGAGGAAGAUUACGCCUUCGCUAUGUGGGAUUGGAGGAGACUGAAUCCUAUGACCAGUGGUUGUUUUACUUGGAUUACAGACUUCGACCAGUCGGUUGGUGUCAAGAGAAUAAAUACAGAAUGGAUCCACCUUCAGAAAUCUAUUCUUUGAAGACAACAUCUGAAUGGAAAUGUGCUCUGGAAAAAUCCCUUAAUGAUGCUGCAAAAUUUCCUCUUCCGAUGGAAGUGUUCAAGGAUCAUGCGGAUUUACGAAGCCAUUUCUUCACAGUUGGGAUGAAACUGGAGGCAGUGGAUAUGAGCGAGCCCUUUAAUAUCUGUCCUGCAUCAGUGACUAAGGUUUUUAACAAUCAUUAUUUGCAAGUGACUAUUGAUGACUUGAGACCAGAAGCUAAAAAAAUCUCAAUGCUGUGCCAUGCAGAUUCCUUAGGGAUUUUACCUGUACAGUGGUGCCUUAAAAAUGGAGUCAACCUCACACCACCCAAGGGUUAUGCUGGCCAGGACUUUGACUGGGCAGAUUAUCAGAAACAGCAUGGUGCCGAGGCUGCGCCUCAUUUCUGUUUCAGAAAUACAUCAUUCAGCCGUGGUUUUACAAAGAACAUGAAGCUUGAAGUUGUAAACCCCAGGAACCCCGGGGAACUCUGUGUGGCCUCUAUCAUCAGUGUGAAAGGAAGGUUGAUGUGGCUUCACCUGGAAGGCUUGCAGCCUCCUGUUCCAGAGUACAUUGUUGAUGUAGAGUCUAUGGACAUCUUCCCAGUUGGCUGGUGUGAAGCAAAUGCUUAUCCCUUAACUCCACCACACAAAGCAGUUUUACAAAAGAAGAGAAAGAUUGCGGUCGUACAACCAGAAAAACAAUUGCCAUCCACAGUGCCUGUUGAGAAAAUACCUCAUGACCUUUGUUCAUUUCCUCAGCCAGAUACAACAGGUACUGUCAAUGGGAAAUACUGCUGCCCUCAGCUUUUCAUCAACCAUCGUUGUUUCUCAGGCCCUUACCUGAACAAAGGAAGAAUCGCAGAGCUACCUCAAUCUGUUGGACCUGGCAAAUGUGUGCUGGUUCUUAAAGAGGUUCUUAGCAUGGUAAUUAAUGCAGCUUACAAGCCCGGAAGGGUAUUGAGGGAACUACAGCUUGUGGAAGACCCACAGUGGAAUUUCCAAGAGGAGACCCUGAAAGCAAAGUACAGAGGUAAAACAUAUAGGGCAGUUGUCAAGAUUGUACGAACAUCUGACCAAGUAGCAGAUUUCUGCAAGAGAGUUUGUGCCAAGCUGGAAUGCUGUCCAAAUCUGUUUAGUCCUGUUCUGGUUACAGAAAUCUGCCCAGAAAACUGUUCCAUCCACACCAAAACCAAAUACACUUAUUAUUAUGGAAAGAGAAGGAAGAUUGUUAAACCCCCAAUUGGAGAAAACAAUACUGAAGUUGGGCCCCCUAAGCCAACUAGACGGAGGAAACGAAGGAAAUCCAUUUUUGUGCAGAAGAAAAGGCGAUCAUCUACAGUAGACUUUGCGGCAGGAUCGGCAGAGGAAAGUGAAGAAGAGGAUGCAGAUGCCAUGGAAGAGGACACGGGGAGUGAGGAAACCAGCUCGGAGCUUCGGGAUGACCAGACUGACACUUCCUCAGCAGAAGUCCCCUCUGCCCGUCCCAGGAGAGCCGUCACGUUACGCAGCAGCACAGAAUUAGACAGACCGCCUCCUGUGGAAAGAGCUAGGAGGAGCCGGAAAGCACAGACGUUCUCCUGUGCUGAAGGAGAUAAAUGCCCCCAGGUCAAACAGGAGAGGACAGAGGAAGUAAAACACGAAGAGGAAGAAAAGCUUGUUCUGGAGAGUAACCCAUUGGAAUGGACGGUGACAGAUGUUGUGAGGUUUAUUAAACUGACAGAUUGUGCUCCUUUGGCCAAAAUAUUUCAGGAACAGGAUAUUGACGGCCAAGCCCUUCUACUGUUGACGCUUCCCACAGUACAGGAGUGCAUGGAGCUGAAGCUGGGGCCUGCCAUCAAGCUUUGCCAUCAGAUUGAAAGAGUUAAAGUUGCAUUCUAUGCACAAUAUGCCAACUAACUUCAGCCCUUCCUGUCUCGGAGGAUUUCUGCAUGGGGGAUGGGCCAUUUGGGGACAGGCUUUUUUUCUGCCUGCAGAAGUGUGAAACUAAAGCACUAAGAAAAAUCUCAGUGUGAGAAAAACGCAGACUUCUCCACCAACCUCCAGCCCCGUCCCCGACAUUUAUUUAAUAUGUCUCUGUUUUUAAAGCACACUGAAGUACCACAGCAACUGCUUGCUAAGAGCAUAACUUGCUGUUUUCUAUUGUGGCAUCCCAUGAUAUAGCAAAAAUUUGUGGGACCUCGCUCCCCUUUUCCCACUAAACCCACAGCACCUUCUGAUUGAGGUUUCCUACUCCUUUCGAGACAAAGGUUAGGAGUCAGUGGUGUGUUUGUUCUGCAGUUAUGUGGGAUAUUUAUCAGGCAAUUAAAAAAAAAUUAAGAGCUACAAAUAAGCCUCCAGCAAAUUUGUCCACACUUCUUUCAUAUUGAAAUGUGUGUGAUCACAUUUUCAAAUGACUUUUGCUGUUGCAAUUUGAUCCUAGUGAUCAACACAUUUCUGUCACAUUUAUGGCAUGAGUGUUGAUAGAUAUAUAUUAAAGCAGGAUAUCAUUUUGAAAAAGCCCAACUAAUCCUCUAGUUUUGUCAGCGCACUCAGAAAAAGUGAGCGUGGGAAAGGAGAACUGUAAUCUAGAAAAAGUCUGCCGAGACAGCAGUGUUCAGAACUCUUAGUGAAAUAAAGCUUUGUCCCUUUAAUUUGUUUAUAACCAGAUCAGGAAGGGAGUUCUUGUAAUUUUCCUAAGGAAGUUGAACUAUAGGACAACAUGUUGAAAGGAAUUACUUAAGCAUCACAAAACAAGGAAAUGGAACAUGUCAGAUGAGGUGUUAUUUGAGACUUCUGUCAUAGACAAGCUGAAAUUCCUUGGGGCGGAGUUCCAAAAUGUGUUACCUAUCAGCUUGACUUGGCUUCGUUUGGGUUUAAGUAGCCCAGAUUUCACAGAUCACUUCAACAGGAUGAAUGGGAGAUCUAACAAGGAUUACUGUGAACUGAAGACCCUCUGCUCUCAAAUCAUUUGCUGUCCGUUCUCUUAAUGGCAUUAUCCGGGUAGACAAAACUGGACUUCCCCUAGUAACACAGUAGCCGCCUCCAUCCAGAUCCCCAACCUGACCAAUAUGGAACAUUUUCCAGGUAUUAAGUAUUAAGGAAAUAGACCACCUAUCGACCUCUGUGUGGCUCCAGGAUAAGAGUACUCUUGGACUAAAAGAAUCAUCCAUGAGAUCCAAUCAAUAACUCAAGCAUUCAUCAAGACAUGGAAGUUUCUUAAAGAAUUAUUAUAACCUGUUGUGAGUUUUAAUCCACCAUUUAAAAUAUAUCUAUUUUUUAAAUUGGUGACAAGUCCUAAAUUAUUCAAAAGCUGAGCUCCACAAUUGUUUCACAUCUGCAGUUACUGCCUUAUCUAAAAUAACUAUUUUGAUCUUUCCCCACUCAAAAUUUGGUUUCAGCAUUGACAGUGUAUAAACCUAUGACCUGAGCUCACUCCUGUAUACAUCAUGGAAAUAUUUCAUUUGUUAAACUUUCUCUGACAAGUCAGAUUAGAAAUGCUGACCCUUAUUCAGCAUUUGGGACUGGUGUAGACAAUAGUGAGAAGUUACACAUAUAUCUUCUGCUAUUGAGAUGUGUUUGUUUCAGCCUAAAGCUACUGUUUACAGCCACGUCAUAAACAUUUAAUGAAUGGACUUUUGUGUAGAGAACCCUGAUGGAGCAUCAUGUAGAACAAUGCUUGUUGACAUCAUUGUAAUGCUAGAAAAAUGCCUUGUGUUUCAUCAUUGGUUUGUAGUAGAGUUUUACUGAAUUCUCCAAGCUACUUUGGUUACACUUUGGGUCUCCUAGCCCUGUGUCCUCAUUUACCUUGGCUCAAAAUACUGUAUCCCGAAGUUAAACGUUACUGAGAGACGUCAAGAAUUCUGGCCUUUUCUUGGUGGACAUUUCUUUAUGAUCUUUUUCUCUGUGGCCUUUUCAAACUAUGCUAUUUUUGUUUCAUUUAAACUGAUAUGAAGAAAUGAGCCAACCGCACUGCAACAUUUUAUUUGUAUUGAUAUCAACUUCUCCUGCCCUUUUCAGGAAGUAGAGGGGAAUUGGAGAGGGAAGGGUGAGACAUCAUCAUGACCAACAGGUGUGUUAAUGAAGCCCAUAAAUCAAAGUGGGACUGGUCUCUGGAUGAUCAGCCUUGGUUUGGAUUCAUGGAACUAAAUGCCUGUUGUUUUCCUUAUCUUUAUCACUUACUUUCUCACUAUUUUCUCUCUGCCAAACAAGACAAGAAUGGGGUGAGUGUAGUAUUGACUCAACCUUUUUGUGCAUGUAGGAGGAGGAGAUGGACACAGUCUCAGUCAAGCCUAUGACUGGUUCAAUUAGAGUGUCUUCCAUUGUGACAAUCCUCAGAGUUCUUGGAAAAAAAAUGAACUCAUUUUAGGACCACAAUGUUCAAAUAAAAUAAGUGAGGGAUAGCAGAAGCUUUCCUCCCUUUAGUUUGUAAUGCUUAAUGUAUAGCAGUGACCCACAUCUCAAUAUAGUUGCUAAUAUCUUCCAGAACUUUUGAUUCUUAAAUUCAGUAUAUACACUCUAAUUUCCCCAAAUUAGAACAACUAACAUGACUCACCCCCCCAAAAAAAACCACAUACACAAAAACCUCUUUAGAUAUGUAGUUUUCCCCCAUUUCUAUUAAAGUAAUAAAAGUUUCUGAAGACCAGUUAAAUUUUUCCUCUAUACCACUGCUAAUUAGGGCAGGAAAACUUGUUUUCCCCUUUGGCAGGGCAAUGAGGGUUAAGUGUAUGAGGUCGGAUUUGAAUUCAGGUCUUCCUGAAUCCGGGGCCAGUGCUUUAUCCACUGUGCCACCUAGCUGCCCCCAGGAAAACUCUUAAGACCACCAUCAUCACCAUUCUGAACCUCUCCCAAACCUCUAACUGCAAUCUCUUUUUGCCCCUUUCAAGCUAAUAGCUACAGUCUCUUUUUAUUCAACUUUUCUCCAGAGUGCUUUGUCAUAGCUCCUCCAUAUCAUUUCUUCCCAGUUCCCUAUAUGUCAUUUGCCUUCCCUUAAAAAUAUUUGUGAGACUAGAUUCCCCCCAAAUACUUUGGUUCUAUGUACGUUAUGCAACUCACUACCCUUAAAACUUGACUUAAUUCCUCUUGUCCCAUAUAGAAACAGUCUUUGCAAUUGUGCAAUUUGGCACCCACCCCCAAAAAGUCACACUAUGUUGCUAUAUCCCAUCAGAAGGAUAGUAAUUUCCUCUCCUGUUCCCUAAUAUGUAUCAUAUAUAUGAUAUAUAUGUGUGUAUAUUUAUAUAUAUAUAUAUAUAUGUGUGUGUGUGUGUGUGUGUGUAUACACACACACAUACAUAUAUAUCCUUACUAAAGAUGGGGACUAUAGCUGUACAAAGGAAAAAUGAAGGGAAACAUAAUUUUUAAAAAGUAAAUAAUGGGAAUAAUAUCAUCAUAGUAAAAGAUUCACUAAUUUUCCUUUACAGAAUUAAGUUCCCAUAGCAUAUUAAAACAUGAUGUGAGUUAGCAAAACUUAAUGUAGACAUAAAGUUUAAAAUUUAAUGGUUUUCAUUGCCCCACCACCCCUAUCCAUUUCCACCCCACCUCCCCACCCCUGGCCCUUGGACUACACUAGAAAACUUUAAUUCUUAGUUGUUCCUCAGUAAAUUAUAAUGAUUCAAGCCCAUCAUGCAGGCUAAUACUUACCUUUAGGAAAUGAAUCAUUUUCUGCCCAUCAAAGAUUGACUAGAAUUUCCUAAUCUUCCUCUUAGAGCUAAGAAGGUUAAGUCAGGCAGAACACUGAGAAUUGCCUUUAUAUCUUGUAGCAAAUACCCCAUUCUAAGAUAUUUCUCCUUAAGCUGCCAUAUUUUGGAAGCACUAGGGGGCUUUCAUACUUUCUUAAAAAAUAAGAAGAGUUUAUAAUUGUGUCUGUAUAACUGAAAAUGAAAAAAAAAGUUUUAAAAACAACUUUGCUGUAAUUUGGAUCAUCAGAGUCACUUUUUGACAAAGAUCAUGAGACUCGAUUUUUUCCAUUUUUAGAAAACACAGAUAUUCGAAGGGACUCGAUAGAGUAAGACAUUCAUAGUUUCUACAGAAGAAAACUUUGGAGAAACAGAUAUUCUUAUUUUCUCUUUGGUGCAAUAAUAAUUCAGAAGCAAAUGAAAAUUAUAGAAAAGUAGCUACAAUGAUAACAGUGAUAAUGUUCUACUAGGAAUGUGCAAUUUUUCUUAUAAGAAAACAUGCACAAAAUUAAUCUGUGUUACCCUCCCUUUAAAUUAAAUUUGGUGUGGUUAAAUUCUGCAGACCAUAUAUUUUCCCAUUUUCAAUCAUCAGAGUCAUAGUAUGCCAUGUGUCCAUUAAAUAUUUUGGUUUGAAUCCUAAUUGGUCUGGUUCAAACCUCUUACUUUACCCAGACAUCUUUCUAUCACACUAAAAAUGCCAACACAUGAUGCUUCUUUCAGUUCUGGCCAAGUUUUCUCACAUUUGUUCCAUUAUUUUAAAUUAUACUUAGUAUGAUUUCCCAAGUUAUCUCCAUUUAAUUUUUUAAACUAUCAGUGAAAAUGGUUAAGGUCAGAUAACAAUGAGAAUGUAAGCAGUGCCAAACCUUAACCAGGAAUUACAGUGGUCCCGUGUGGGUAGGAAUGAUGUAUUGAAGAAAAAAUAAAAUUGUAGGAUGACAAUCUUUUGCUAAAAACUGAUAAUAAUAAUAAUUUGUAUGCUGGGAAAUUGAGACAAAUGAAAAAUGACAAAAAAAUUUCUCUCAUUUAUUGUCCAAAAAUGGGAAAUAGCAUGAUGUUUAGAAGCAUAAACUCUUUCUAGUGGCGAAUGUUGAAAGCCCUUUUGCUGUUUUGCAUUCCAGUUUGAAUAGUUUGUAUUGAAAUUUGAUUCAUAUGUUGUGUACUUUUUGGUGUGUAAAAGAAAAUUGAUGGUGUUUUUACUUUUGAAAUUUGCAGGACAAAGGGCAUGUUGUUAGUUUGCUGUAAGAUUGUAUUCUGUAUAUAUGUUUUCAUGUAAAUAAAUGAAAAUCUAUAUUCAGAGUUAUAUUUUAAUUUUUAUUCUAAAUGAAAAAGAAAUCCCCUUUUUACUUGAAAAAUUGUAAGCCACAUUGUUAAUAAAGUAAUA
Messenger RNA from Dromiciops gliroides (monito del monte), 7997 nucleotides. RefSeq names its product Scm like with four mbt domains 2 (gene SFMBT2). The coding region runs from base 177 to 2861 and encodes 894 amino acids. Gene Ontology annotation, molecular function: histone binding; transcription corepressor activity. The record is from RefSeq and is a predicted model, not a curated record. NCBI's taxonomy places the organism in Eukaryota, Metazoa, Chordata, Mammalia, Microbiotheria, Microbiotheriidae. The transcript has 21 exons. Gene Ontology annotation, biological process: regulation of DNA-templated transcription. Gene Ontology annotation, cellular component: nucleus.